AUGACUGAAACGAAAGAAAAUACGGCUGUUGAGCCGUCGCGGCCAAAAAUAAAACAUGAUUGGUACCAAACAGAGUCACAGGUGGUCAUCACCAUAUUAGUGAAGAAUGCGCCAAAAGAUAAAGUCAAGGUCGACUAUGGAGAGAGGAGCCUCUCAUUAUCAAGUGCGAUCCCAGAUACAGACUCGGAAUACAGUCUAGAAUUAGACCUAGCGCAUGAAGUAGUACCUAACUUAUGUACUCACGUGGUGACUCCUUCCAAAAUAGAGGUGAAACUCCGGAAAAAGGAGGGGUUGCGGUGGACACAGCUGGAUGGAGACCGAGCUGAUGAUCAUGUUAAGGCUAUUCCUCAAGCUGUAAUAGACGCUUCAGGGCCGGUACAACAACCGCCGAAGCUGUUCAAAAAAGACUGGGACAAAAUUGAAAAGGAUAUAAAGAAAAUGGAAGAAGAAGAGAAGCCAGAAGGCGACGCGGCGUUGAACGCUCUGUUCCAGAAGAUAUACGGAGAGGGAUCCGAUGAGGUGCGGCGUGCUAUGAACAAAAGUUUUGUGGAAUCCGGAGGCACAGUGCUCAGUACAAACUGGAACCAAGUCGGACGAGAUAAAGUCGAAAUGAAGCCACCAGAUGGUGUUGAAUUCAAAAAAUGGGAGUAG
Molecule: messenger RNA, 651 nt
Organism: Spodoptera littoralis (African cotton leafworm)
Lineage: Eukaryota; Metazoa; Arthropoda; Insecta; Lepidoptera; Noctuidae
Source: the annotation of a GenBank genome assembly